Molecule: messenger RNA, 2521 nt
Organism: Molossus molossus (Pallas's mastiff bat)
Lineage: Eukaryota; Metazoa; Chordata; Mammalia; Chiroptera; Molossidae
Gene: CNKSR1
Product: connector enhancer of kinase suppressor of Ras 1
Exons: 21
Coding region: 7-2148 (713 amino acids)
Molecular function (GO): protein binding
Source: RefSeq, a predicted model, not a curated record
UCCGCCAUGGAACCAGUAGAGACCUGGACACCCGGGAAGGUGGCAUCCUGGCUGCGAGGCCUCGAUGAUUCCCUGCAGGACUACUGCUUUGAGAACUGGGAGCUGCCUGGCAAGUACCUCCUCCAGCUCUGCCCCCGUAGUCUUGAGGCUCUGACCGUGUGGCCUCUGGGCCACCAGGAGCUCAUCCUGGAAGGGGUGGAACAGCUCCGAGCCCUGAGCUCUGGGCUACAGACAGAGAACCUGCAGAGCCUGACAGAGGGGCUGCUGGAGGGGACCCGUGUCUUCCAGAGCUUAGCCCAAGGCCGCCUGGGGAGCUGUGCUGAGCCCCCUGCCGAUGUCCUCAGUGCAGCUGUGGACCUGGUGCAUGAGGCCCGUACCCUCCUCUUCUGGCUCAACAGGUACCUCUUCACCCACUUAAACGACUUCUCAACCUGCCAGGAGAUCGGGGAGUUGUGCAGGAAGCUGGGCCAGGCCUUGCAGGAGGACUGUCCAGCAGCUGAGAAGGAGAGCCAAGUCCUGAGGAUUUGCAGCCACGUGGCCGGGAUCUGCCAUAACAUCCUGAGCUGCAGCCCCCAGGAGCUGCUGGAGCAGAGGGCUGUGCUAGAGCGUGUGCAGCUGGACGAUCCUCAGGGCCUGGAAAUCCAUACUACCAGCAACUGCCUGCAUUUUGUGUCCCGAGUGGGCACCCAGGUCCCUUCCAACUUCCGGCUGCAGAUCCUGCCUGGAGAUGAGAUUGUUCAAAUCAAUGAGCAGGUGGUGGUGGGCUGGCCCCACAAGAAUGUGGUGAGGGAGCUGUUUCGGGAGCCAGCCAGGGUCAGCUUAGUGCUGAAGAAGGUUCCGGUACCGGAGACACCCCCACAGACCCCUCCUCAGGCCCUGGGCUCCCCACAGCUGAGGGUCCCAUUGCUGCCUCUGGCUCCACUGUCUUUCAGGUCCCCAUCCGAAGACAUCUUUGCCUUCAACCUGACUUCAAACCCAAGUCCUGGGCCCAGCCCUGCCUCAAUAGACUCUGCCUCCCUUGACCCUGAGCCCCUGUGCAACACCCCUGCACCCCCAGCCACACGCCCCACAGGGGUAGCAGCAGAGACUCGUGGACCCUCAGUAGACAAGAGUCCUGCCCCUGGGCGGAAGAAAUCAAAAGGUGUGGCGACGCGGCUGAGCCGCCGGCGGGUGUCAUGCCGGGAGCUGGGCCAGCCAGACUGCGAUGGCUGGCUCCUGCUGCGCAAGGUGCCCGGGGGCUUCAUGAGCCCUCGCUGGCGCCGCUGCUGGUUUGUGCUCAAGAAACACACGCUCUACUGGUACCGCCAGCCCCAGGAUGAGAAGGCUGAGGGCCUCAUCAAUGUCUCCAACUACAGUCUGGAAAGUGGACAUGAUCAGAAGAAAAAAUAUGUGUUCCAGCUCACCCAUGAUGUGUACAAACCCUUCAUCUUCGCUGCCGAUACCCUGACAGAUCUGAGCAUGUGGGUGCGCCAUCUCAUUACCUGUAUUUCCAAGUACCAGUCUCCAGGCCGGGCUUCCCUACCCCAAGAGGAAGACUGCUACAGUGAGACGGAAGCAGAAGACCCUGACGAUGAGGCUGGGUCCCGCUCAGCCUCGCCCAGCCCUGCCCAAGCUGGGAGUCCAUGCCAUGGGGACACAUCACCUGCAGCCAGCCCCAUGCAGGGCAGCCCACAGACCUCCUUAGGCCUUCCAACAGACGACGGUGAAGGGGCAUUGGAAGGAAUGGUACGGGGGCUGAGGCAGGGUGGGGUGUCCCUCCUGGGCCAGCCACAGCCCUUCACCCAUGAACAAUGGCGGAGCUCUUUCAUGCGGCGCAACCGUGACCCCCAGCUCAACGAGCGGGUGCACCGUGUGCGGGCACUCCAGAGCACACUCAAGGCAAAGCUGCAGGAGCUGCAGGCCCUGGAGGAAGUGCUGGGCGACCCCGAGUUGACUGGAGAGAAGUUCCGACGGUGGAAAGAGCAGAACCAGGAGGUCUACUCAGAGGGCCUGGAGGCCUGGGGAGUGGUGCAGGCUGAGGGCAGCUCCCAAGUCCUGACCUCUGACUCCAGAGAACAUUCUCCUCAACCCCUGCCCUCUGACCCUGAGGAGCACUCCCAUCUCUGCCCCCUGACCCCGGAGAACAACCUCCAACCUUCUGACCUCUGACCCUGGCCAGCACCUAGCUCCUGACCUCUGGCCUUGAGGACCACCUCCAUCCCUCAGCCUCUCACAUGCCUAGGACAGAGCAUCCUUGGGUUCUGUUCAAGGUUAGAAGUAGAAGUGGUCCAUUGUUUCACCCCAAGCUACCCCCCCCUCUGCCUGAAUGUCCACCAUUUCUGCUCCCUCCUUCUCUGGAGCAGGGUAAAGCGAGCUCUGUGCCACCCUCUCCCCCCUUGGCAAUGAAGGAAUGGGAUGCCGGGCUGAAAGAAACUUCCUCCGAUCCAUCCUCUGAUCUGUGGGGGCAUAAAGCUGCCCUCCUCGGUCCUUCAGCACUUCUCCCCUCCCCAAACCAGUCUGUACAGGUGUUCUUCACUUUACA